AUGUUUACCUCAAAAUUGUUUCAUUUUUAUUUGAGUGGUUUAUCUUUUUUAUUGAUAACAGUGUUUUUAUUUCCCGACUCCGUUCAAUCACAAUCUAACGCAAAGAUUACGCCAUCAACUAAAAGGUUUCCAUUAAUGAUGCCGAAGAAAUCAAUUUAUUAUGAUUUGGGAAGUCGUAAGCCGUAUGAAUUAGAACUCGACGAUACAGAAAGAUUUCCAGAUUCACCUUUAAGAUAUGUAUCACGCAGUGCUAAUGGAUGCAGCUGCAGUAGAAAUCCUCCGCCGUUGUGCAUGCCAUUGAGUUUCUUACCGAUUGUAAGUUUCUGCGUCCGCGUCUACGAUAUCGGCAUAAUUGAUAGAAAAGUUCGUGCAUGCGUUGAUUUCGAGACUCGCAUAACAUCCUGGCCAAUUUUCGUUCUUCAUUUUAAUUGUGUCAAAGUGGGGACCGACGGUGUCACCUGGGUGCCAACUACAACUCACAACAAGCCAACAGCAGCUCUUGAAACGAGUUUCAAUCCUUCGAAGCCCGGGUUUUUGGUGCCUGAAGUCUACGAUGAAGUUAAUUUCGAGCAGUCUGACCAAAUAGUUGCCUCAAAUGUUUCAGAAAUCGUCACUCAUGAUCUACCGAUUGGUUCUCUUAAAGUCUAG
Messenger RNA from Cotesia congregata, 648 nucleotides. The record is from the annotation of a GenBank genome assembly. NCBI's taxonomy places the organism in Eukaryota, Metazoa, Arthropoda, Insecta, Hymenoptera, Braconidae.